CUCCAACCGUAAAAACCCGCCAACAACAACACAAUCAUCAUUUUCCUUUUUCCAAGGAGCUGCUACGGCGGUGCUCUCUGUUUUCCGUCAUAAACCUUCCUGGUCAGGAGAAAAAUUACCCACCAGAUACAACUUAUCCUCAAACAAACCAAAACCCACUAUCCAUCAACAGUGGAGACUGGAGACUCUACUUUUAUCCUCUUAACUUCAUCUUCCAACUCGCAGCUCUGCACUCUCUCAAGGAAAAUCAAAACUCUAAAACUUCCCUAGCUCUAAUGGUGAUGGCGGUUCAGGCGCCGCAAGGCUUCUGGCGCCUCCACUCUCGGAAACCGAAUUCCCAACUUCACCCUCCUCAAUUCUUGCCUCCGCAGCCGGCGACUUCUUCCCGGAGAAAAGCUCUCGACUUUUCUUGUACGGCCACCGGAAAUGAUGAUUAUUAUCUUAUAGACGCCGAAGAGUCUGCCGGAGAUGGGUUCUCUUUCAGCGGAGGGAAGUAUUCCGGCGAGCCAAGUCCGUCCGAUGAAUGGUUCAAACGAGGGAAAAUGGUUAAAGCUCAUCCAGUGUUUGGUUCUAAGGAGAAAGCUCAGGAUCCUAUAUUUGGGCUCAAGAUGGGUUCUGCUUCCCAGACUUCUGAUGACCUCUUCAGAUGGUUUUGCGUGGAGAGUGGAAGUGCUGAUAGCCCUACUGUUGUUCUGGUUCAUGGUUUCCCUUCACAGGCAUACUCUUACCGCAAAGUGCUACCUGUGCUCUCCAAAAACUAUCAUCCCGUUGCUUUUGAUUGGCUAGGAUUUGGGUUUUCUGAUAAGCCUCAACCCAAAUAUGGAUUUGACUACACAUUGGAUGAAUAUGCCUCUUCCUUGGAGUCCUUGAUCAAUGAAAUCGGUCCUAGUAAGAUCUCACUCGUUGCACAGGGCUAUUCUGCUCCUGUUGCUGUGAAAUAUGCGAGCAGUCACCAAGAUAAGAUUAGUAGCUUGAUACUUCUCAAUCCUCCUGUAAGAAUCAGAACUCCUGUAGGUUUUAGAGGUCUGCAAAAUUUACUUCUAAUUUUGGAUGCUGAAGAACUAAGACUACUUUUGCAUGAUUCUUACCCCAAGCUAACAGCUGCGCACGCAAACCUUCCAUCGACAUUGUCUAUAUUCAGCAACUUCUUGCUGGGUGAAAUCUUUUCUCAGGACCCCUUAAGGGCAAGUGACAAGGUGUUGACUAGCAGUGGACCUUACAAGAUGAAAGAGGAUGAUGCAAUGGUAUACAGAAGUCCUUAUCUCACAUCUGGUUCUGCUGGAUUUGCACUAAAUGCAAUUAGUAGAGCCAUGAAGAAAGAUUUGAAGAAAUAUGUUGAAGAAGCGAAGGAAAUGCUCUUGGAUAAAAGCUGGGGUGUUCAGACUACAGUUUGUUGGGGGCGUAGAGACCGGUGGUUGAGCUUCGAUGGAGUUGAGGAAUUGCUCAAGGGUUCGAAAGUCAAGCUCAUUGAGCUCCCAAUGGCAGGGCAUCAUGUGCAAGAAGACUCGGGAGACGAACUUGGAGGGAUCAUCUCUGGAGUAAUCAGUGGAAGGAUUCGUAACUAAUUAGUGAAAACAAAUCCAGGACAGCCAUUAGUUGGAUGAAGAAACAAUGAAUUGUUUGCAUUUGAGUAACUGUCAGAGUUUGUGUACAGAUUGCGAGGAGACAGUGUAACUUGGGACCCAAGCAACUAAUACUAUGGAAUUCAGCGAUAUGUUUUUGGAACAAGAUUAGAACUUAUGAUCAGGAAAAGAGAUUAGGAUUUCUCCUCCUUCAUAGCCUUCUUCACGCUGAACAGAACACUAAACUAUCAUCAUCUUCAUCAUCAUCAAUAUUUGAAUCUAACGGUGAUAAAGCUCGGAAUCUGUUGUGACAUGGGUUGUAUCUGUUGUGACAUGGAAACAUCUGGUGUGAACCGAGGAACAGAGCAUACCCUUCCAAGCUCCCCCACUUCCUCCCAAUUACUUCCAUUAAGGUUGUUGUUCCCUUUGAUUACCAGCUUAUACACACAGAACUUUUGUUUCCGACUGUGACAUCGUGGGAUGAGGAGGAGUUGAUCAUCAGUAAUACCAUCAUUAAGGUUGCACACUCCAGCGAAAGCGGUGACCUGGGAAGCGAUCUCGGGUGGCCUUAUGACUUCUCUAGGUUGCUUCUCCUCUGAAUCUGGUAUUUUAAUUGUCCAAAUAGCAUGGACUUCCCCUAUUGAAUUCAGCAUUGUAUUACUAUGCAAUGUACCGGGGGUAGCCUUAUCGAAUUUCUAAUCGAUACUAUUACUGAAUUUCUAAUCGAAUUUCUUCACAAACAAAACAACAGAAUGAUUCCAGUUCACCCGGAAGGAAGGGCAGAAAUGUUCAGACAGCAGUGGGGGGAAAGAAGCUAUGUUCAUAAGUCUGGUUUAGCAUUCAUAGAUACAGAAUUCCACAUUGAGAAGAAAUGUAAAACGGUGUGGCUAUUUGAAACUCACUCUACUUGACGUAGUAAGGAAGGUUAAGAACAUAGAGAAGGAAAUAAGCCCAGGUCACCCCUGAAACCCCUCCGAAGAAGAACCCUCCGGUGAACUUCGCCCACCCGUCGGCGGUCUGCAGCUGGUCAGGCUGCUUCUUCCUUCCGGUCAAUGUCAAGCUGGGUGCGGUCGACGGCUCCCCUUCGUUGAAGGAAGCAACUCCAUACAUGGUUAGGCAGAGGCUGAGGAUCACCACCAGGCCGGCGGCGGCCAAGGAACCUGCCGCCCCGGCGUACUCUGUGUUCCUGAGCGGGCCGGCCUUCACGAAUGGGCCCACGAGGAGGAAUCCAUGGGCCAGGCCCACUUCGAUCCCCCUCAGGAGUGGGCUCACCGCGGUGCGGUAUGCGGGGAGGUUGGAGAGGUACCAGGCGAUCAGUGGGCUGGACGUGACCGGAGUCUCCAAGCUGCCUAUGAAAGGGUCGCCGUUGAUCGGCUGCACCACUUGGUAUGUCGGCUUGUCAGCCUGAAUUGCCUUGACAGUGAAGGAAGAAGAUCUCCUGGAGGUGGGCAAAACUCUGAAGGAAGCACCGGAAAUGCCCUUGGGGACAAUCAGACCUUUCCUCGCGGGAGAAGUGAAGCUGGACUUGAGCUGGCUAGCCAUUGGAGAUGCUGUGGCAGCCAUAGCUAGAAAGCGAGCGUUUAAUGUACAAAGUCAGAGAGAUGGGAAGAGGCCGCUGGAAAAGGGUUUGGGAUUUGGUUUAUUUGUUUGUGUAUCUCAGGGAAGAGAAUCUAUUGCAGGAAAAUUUGUGGCUUGGAGAAGGAUGAGGUGUCAUAGUUGGACG
Messenger RNA from Linum tenue, 3285 nucleotides. The record is from the annotation of a GenBank genome assembly. NCBI's taxonomy places the organism in Eukaryota, Viridiplantae, Streptophyta, Magnoliopsida, Malpighiales, Linaceae.